Amoebophrya sp. A120 is the source of this 1045-nucleotide messenger RNA. The record is from the annotation of a GenBank genome assembly. Lineage: Eukaryota; Dinophyceae; Syndiniales; Amoebophryaceae.
CUGCAGUGCGCAAAAGUGACGUAGCGACGUAUAGCAUGAUCAUGUAAGAGCAGCACAGCACGCAUCAAAAAAAAAUGGACCCGGAAAUUCGAUCUCGUCUCCGGAAUGGCGCGGUCGCCUGCCGUUUCCGCGACCCGGGGUUACCCCUCUGCAUCGACGGGUUUGUGCAGUGCAAACACCUAUGCAUUGCAAAAGUAUCGUAGUACUAGUAUAAAUUGCAUUACAAACUGACUUAGCAUAUACAAAUUGAAUUUGUAAUGCGGAUCUGCCUUUCAGAAAAAGAUUUGUAAUGCAUAAACGCGAUUAAGUAGUACGAGUGCGAUACUUUUGCACUGCAGAACACCGGAAACUGAAGUUCACGGCGAACGAGCGGUUUGCGUACGGCGGCCGUGACAUCGGCGGCGCCUCCGCUUUCUCGACGAACAGCUAUGGCGCAUCCAGUUCGACGACGAAGAUGGAAGCGGGCCUAUCCUGUGCAAAAGUAUCGUACUCGUACUGCAAUCAAAAUCAUGCAUUACAAGUUUUUUCGUUAAGGUAAAUCAGCAUUACAAAUUCUAUUUCUCAUGCUGAGCGAACAAUUUGUCAUGCAUUUAUACGAGUGCGAUACUUUUGCAGUUCAUAGGGCCUGUCGCAGCUGUUGCCGCCGACCACCUGCAUGUACCAAGACCGACACGGCGACAAGAACCAGAUGCCGAAUAUCAAAUGUAAAAAUGUCUGGGUCUGGAAAGUUGGAACUUGUGAUGCUAGCUUUGGAGUCUAAAAAAAUCUGUAUUGCAUGACCAGCAAGAGGAGCCACAUUUGGGCUACGCGAGGAGGGCAUUUGUCAUGCGGAAAUGGCAUCAGGAAGCUUUCCAAAAAUCUGUGAUGCUGGGUCAUGCAUUACAAGCAUCAUGGGUCAUGCCAGACAAGCAUGACAACCCUUCCGUUCUUCCAGACCCAGACAUUUUUGCAUUUGAUACCGAACCCCGGUGUACCAGACGACAUUUCUGACGUCGAUGGAAGCUCGGACCGUCUGAACUACGGGAUUCUGCUGUACUAUCGGGCG